Messenger RNA from Peniophora sp. CBMAI 1063, 1311 nucleotides. The record is from the annotation of a GenBank genome assembly. NCBI's taxonomy places the organism in Eukaryota, Fungi, Basidiomycota, Agaricomycetes, Russulales, Peniophoraceae.
AUGAAGUUCUCCACGACCCUCGCCGCCACCUCCACCCUCGUCGCUUCCGCAUACGCGGCACCGGCCUCCCGCGCUGUGCGCAGUCUUGUAGCCCGCGCACCGGGUCAGGGAUCCUGGAUGACCCUCAACAGCACGCUGAACCUCCAGUCGGGUGAUUCGCAAGGCGCGGCAUACUUCAUCACUAACGACCCAUCGGGAAACUACAUCGUUGCGGCCGACAUCAACGCCGACGGCUCUCUCACACUCGCUACUGCUAUGUCUACCGGCGGCCUCGGUCAGCACGGUAACGUUACGGGCGCGGACCCUCUCUACUCUCAGGGCGCGGUCGUCGUGAACAGCGCAACCAACCUGCUCGCGACUGUCAAUGCUGGCUCGAACACCGUCUCCCUCUUCUCCAUUGACCCGUCAAACCCUACCACCCUCACGGCCGUCGGCGCUCCGGUCGCCUCGGGUGGUGAGUUCCCUCAAUCUGUGGCCUUCACCGAUGCAGGAGACAAGCUUUGCGCUCUGAACGGCGGCGCUCGUGACGGUGUUCAAUGUUUCUGGGUCAACGGCACCUCCGGCCUGAUCCCGAUCACCGGCGGCUACCGUGCGCUUAAAUUGAACCAGACGACUCCGGCUACCGGCGUGCCGGGCACUGCGUCGCACAUCAUCUUCAGCAAGGACCAGAAGAGUGUUUACGCCGCUGCAAAGGGCAACCCUACCACCGGCGCUACCGGCUUCAUCGCCGCAUUCGACCUCGGCGAUGACGGCCUCGGUGAGGAGUACCGCCUCGGCUUGCCCCAGGGCGGCAACAUCGCCUUUAGCAUGGGCUUCAUCCCCGGACGCGACGACGGUUCGCUACUCGUCACCGACGCGGCAGUCGGCUUCAACAUCCUCGACUUCAGCCAGGGUGUACCUUCCGCGCUCGACCAGCCUGCCAGUGUCGCCGUAAGCAUCCCAGGCCAGGGCGCCGUAUGCUGGAACGCGUACUCUUCCAAGACGGGCUCGUUCUACCUCUCCGACUUCCUUACCAACCUCAUCACCGAGGUUUCCGUCGAUGUCGACACUCUCGCCACCACUCAGGUCUCGCAGUUCGACACGCAGAGCGACGCGGGUUUGAUCGAUCUCGAGGUUGCCACCGUCGGCGACAAGGACUACCUCUACGUGGUCGAGGGUACCGCGGCCGGCAUCCAGGUCUUCAGCCUCGACGCGCCCGGCCAGGCGACGCACCUCCAGAGCGUUGACCUCAAGGGCCCUGCGUACGCCGCUGGCUUGCCUCUCGAGGGCGAGAACAUCCAGGGCAUGGCCGUGUUCCUCAAGUCGCAGUAA